AUGGCCGACCGUGGUCACUUCCGCGGUGGCCGAGGAGGUGGCGGACAUCCCCGCGGAGCGCGGGGCGGACGAGGCGGUGGCCGAGGUGGACACGGAGCUGACUCGGGCGCUAGCGGCAGUGCACCACAAGAGCGGGAACGUCCAAAGAAAGAGAACAUCCUCGACCUGAGCAAAUACGUAGACAAGCGAAUCACCGUUAAGUUCAACGGCGGUCGAGAAGUUACCGGCACGCUCAAGGGUUACGACGCGCUGAUGAAUUUGGUUCUCGACGACGUACAAGAGGUCAUGCGAGAUGAUGAAGGCAAAGAGGCAACUCGGUCGCUGGGCCUAGUGGUCGCUCGGGGUACUCUACUGGUGGUGAUCAGCCCGGUAGACGGAAGCGAAGAGAUUGAGAAUCCCUUCGGGCAACAAUCGGAGGAUUAG
Messenger RNA from Daldinia caldariorum, 423 nucleotides. Its product is annotated as like-Sm domain-containing protein. The coding region runs from base 1 to 423 and encodes 140 amino acids. NCBI's taxonomy places the organism in Eukaryota, Fungi, Ascomycota, Sordariomycetes, Xylariales, Hypoxylaceae. Gene Ontology annotation, molecular function: RNA binding. The record is from RefSeq and is a predicted model, not a curated record. Gene Ontology annotation, cellular component: Lsm1-7-Pat1 complex; catalytic step 2 spliceosome; U2-type prespliceosome. The transcript has 3 exons. Gene Ontology annotation, biological process: nuclear-transcribed mRNA catabolic process; mRNA splicing, via spliceosome.